This is a messenger RNA of Macrosteles quadrilineatus (aster leafhopper), 4163 nucleotides long. RefSeq names its product CREB-H transcription factor homolog let-607-like. The coding region runs from base 357 to 1964 and encodes 535 amino acids. Gene Ontology annotation, molecular function: DNA-binding transcription factor activity, RNA polymerase II-specific; RNA polymerase II cis-regulatory region sequence-specific DNA binding. Gene Ontology annotation, biological process: regulation of transcription by RNA polymerase II. NCBI's taxonomy places the organism in Eukaryota, Metazoa, Arthropoda, Insecta, Hemiptera, Cicadellidae. Gene Ontology annotation, cellular component: nucleus. The transcript has 7 exons. The record is from RefSeq and is a predicted model, not a curated record.
CGUCAAAACUUACACGUUGGAAGUCUGUAGUUCAAAUUGUUUUUGUUUUUAUUAAUUUAAAAUGAUCAAAUAUUUGAAAGUGGUGUUUUUUAAAUUGUAGAAAUUACCGUAUCGUGUAAUUUUAGUGCGGAUGUAUUGGUUGUGUUUGUGAGUGUUAAAAUCAUAAGUGUGACAGUGUCCGGUUAGAGCUAGGUCUAGCCUCAGAAGGCGAGGCCCACCUCCCAGCGUUGUGUACAUUAAGGUCAAACUAACGGUACAUUUUAAAACAGAAGCCGAAUUCAAUUUUAGCCCAAGACUUACCCUACCCAUAUUACCAGACCUAGGAGCUAAAACAUAAGUUAACUUCUUAUGGAACUAUGACUUUACCCACUGACAUGAGUUUCAUGGAUUUACUCCUUGAUAAGGAGGAUAAUCUGUUAAACUUUGAAAAGGAUCUGAUUGAUGAUGGCAUGAAAUUCAGUCUAGAUCACAAAAAUAUAAAUAAUGACGACUGGUCAAAUGAUGUUGAUUUUUUGGACUCGCUCCUGGAAAUGGAAGAUGUUAGCCAGUCUUUUGACCAUGUCCAGGAUAAGAGUUCGUCAGAAUCCGAUAGCCUUGUAACACCAGCAGGAUCCGUGGUUGAGAGCAGCUCUUGCUCCGACAGUGGUGUGUCAUGUGACCAGCAGAUGUCUCCGAGGGUGCAGGAUAUGGACGAUGUUGAGGAAGUAGAGGAAGUAGUGAUUGAGGAGGAAGUCUACACUGAUCCCGUGAUCAAGGAGGAAGUGGUGGAGAUAGACGAUGACUCCAACCUGGAGAUGCCGAUGGAGACUGUAGAUGAUGUAAAGCAAGAGGAAGACCAACAUGUCGUCACACUGAAUAUACCCAAAAUGCAAUCAGUUGUCAACCCGCCUCCUAUGGUCCGUGUGAAGCCUGUAGCUGCCCCAGCUCCUCGCAGGGUGAUCCGAGUGACACCUCUACAGUCCAACAACCCACGGUCAAUCCUCAUACCAGUGAACGGCGUGGCUGGUGUCCGGACCAUCAAGAUCAUCAACGCAGGCUCCAAAACUCAAGCCAGCCUGAACGCUCGGGCCAAGCAACUGCUCAACAACUCCGCGGUCAUCACAUCCAUCAGUGACGAGAAGGAAACUGCUUCCGAGGCUGGCGAUGACGAGAGGGAAACCGUCUACCCCAGGCUGCAGCUGUCUGCGGAAGAAAAACGACUGAUGGUCAAGGAAGGCAUAACUCUUCCGACGCAUUAUCCUCUGACCAAGCACGAGGAACGGGAGUUGAAGAGGAUCAGGAGGAAAAUCCGCAACAAGAUCUCUGCCCAAGACUCAAGGAAGAGGAAGAAGGAGUACGUGGACGGGCUGGAAGAAAGAGUGAAGCAGUGCACUGAGGAGAACCUGUCGCUGCUACGCAGACUAAAGGUGCUGCAAACGCAGAACCAGUCACUGUGCACGCAGCUGCGCAGACUACAAGCUGCUGUGGUGCGUGGCUCUGCGCAAACGACACAGCCAGCCACUUGUCUCAUGGUGUUGGUGCUGAGUCUGGCCCUGGUCAUGGCUCCAAACCUACGCAACUCUCAGUCCAGACCUGCGACUGAUAACGACCUUGACUUGCCAUCCAAUACUCACACUCCACUAGCAGGUCGUUCAAGAACGUUACUUUUUUCAAAACCGGCAGAUCAGACGCCUGUGGAUCAGGGUCCGUCUGGAGGGGAAGAAGUUGACAAUAAGAAAUUACUGGCUGACUUGGAGGAGCUUUUGCAGUUCAACAAACCGCAACAAGACGACCACGAUUACUCUCAGGCUUACACUGUCGGCAGGAAACGCACCAAAUCCUACAUUGUACCGGACAUCGACGACACGUGGCCCCCUCCAAAGAUCCCGCGUCAGGAAGCAGCGACUCAACCUAUCAUCGCGUCGCAUAACAAGACUCGAAACCCUCCGGAGGAGCGGAAAUUCAUCGUGGAACUCCCUGAGUGAUUCUCUUCUCUUCUUUGCUGCUGUUGGUUUUUUUGGGUCCGGUUAGCUUGUUCGGGUUAGUUGUCACCUUCCAAAUCUUCGGGAAAUCAUCGAGCUUUAUUUUAUGUUACAGAUAUAUAUUUUUUUAUAUUUUUAUAUGUAUAUUUCGAUUAAGUUAAGACAUCCUCGAUCGUUUGCCAACCUGGGUCUUUAUCCACGGUGAAGAACGUGAGGUACAAUGAGAAAUUGCAGAUUAUUUGUAACAUGUUUGAUGGGAGGCAUGGAUGGAGCCAGCAGCGCAAAUUGGAAUAAACCCACAGUGGCUGUUGUUUGGAAGCAACAGUUGACAAAUUACACAGCUUCAGAGCGAGAACUGCUUCAAAGACGAUGCAAGAAAUUUGGUAAUAAGUAAAAAAUGACAGCCUAAAGACACAUGUGCUGGAGCUUCUUAAAAUGAUUAUCAUCUAUGAACAAGAAACAUUGUAUAGUUCCCUGUUUGAUUGAGAACCAAGGUGUUUUUUUUUUAACAAAACAAGAAAAAUACAACUCAAAUGAAAAGUAAAAAAUAAUUGAUGUAUUUUUUUUUUAUUAAUGAAACACCGGUUAUCAGUUUUACAAAACUGUACUUUCUUGACAAUUUCUUGUUAUGAGAUUGAAGUUGACCUUUCGAUAAUUUGUUUUCAGAUUUAAAGCAAGAAUGAAAAUAAAUUAUUCAUAUAGGCUUGAUAUAUCAUUAAAACAAUAAUCAUCUUAUUAAAACUUUUGAAAAGUGAUCUGUGAAUAUUAUGAAAAUUUAAAAUCAACUGAGUAAAGUUUGGUUAUUGUUAAAAAUUAUUCAAUUGUUAUUUUGUACAAAAUAAAAAUUUGAUGACAAGUUGUUACAAUUAUUAUGUAUCAGAAAAUGAAUCUGUUAAACAGGCCCAAUAAAAUAGUCAAAGAUGUAACUUAAACUUUGAAUAUUGAGGAAUAUUUAAGAACAGAUUAGUCUACAUGAUACAAUAAGGGUUUUUUUUUGUAACAUCCUUUUUUCACCUGUCCUACCUGUUUUUACAAUUGAGGUGUCAUUGCAAAACUUGAUCUAGUGGAGUGACUAUAUCAAGAAUUGUAACUUAAAAGGUCCUUUAGGUCUUCGCCCCCCUAGCAUUUGGUUUAUUUCUAUAGUUCGCUAACUGUCUGAAACGAGCAUAAUCUUUGAUAGGUAAAAGGAUAUUGUACUUUUGUUUUGCAAUGCAAAACUCUAUUGGAAUAUGCAAUUUGCACACAGAUAAUUUCAAUUUUUUAAAAAUGUUCAAUAACAAAUUUUUAGCGUGAAGAAAUAAAUAUUAUGCAACUAUUUUUCUGUAAUUUACUCUGUUUUUGUAGAAUCAUGAUAUGAUGUAUAUUGUUUUAGGCCUACUGUAUAUUUUUAUUAUGUUCAGAUUAUCUAUAUUAUUGUAAUCACUGAAAUGAUAUUCUUACAAUUGCAUUUGUUAGUUUUAAUUGCACUAGGAUUGGUAAAUAUGUUCUGAUUGAAUAAAUAAUAUCAUACCUUCUGUAAUGGAAAUAUAAGUUUUUUUUAAAUAAUUAAUUAACUUACCAUGCAUGAUUUUAGUAUUGUUGUCCAUACAUUUAUAUACACUUUUUAAUCUAUCGAAAGAUGCAUCAAAUGCCACUCACCGAUUUUAUUUUUUGAUUAUUUUAAUUGGACUCGUAAGAGUAUAAACAAGUUUUAAUUCACUGUAUUUUAAUCUCUUCAUUCCACUAGUUUUAUGAUCUUAUUUUAAGUAUUUUAUAGGUUAGUUUAAAUUAGCAAUGCAAUCUGUGUAUUAUAUGUAGAAUUUAAGAAAUGUUUUGUCUACUUUCUACGGAAUGUUUUGUUGAUUAUCUUGUUGUUUAUGUAACUUAUACGUUACAGGUUAAUGAUUUUAGAUAUUUAUUGUGCUAAUUUUGGAAAUAGUAAUAUAUUAAAAAUAUAUAUUUAGUUUUAAGAUUUAAGAGAUUUGCUUUUGUUUGAAAAUGUUGUGGAGUUUGAAGUAGAAUGAGUUUAAUUAAGUUAUAUACUGCACUGUUUUAAAUUAAAUUAGAACAGGGGUCUUUGAAGGAUUGUGGAAUCGAUACAAUUUCUUAAACAUAUUUACUUAGUUCUUGGAGACCACAUGAAGGCUUUUGUGUUCAAUCAAGCGUUUGUCUAUGUUGCGCUUUUGUAAAUUUGUUGAAUAAACAGCAGCAUGGAGGAUUGAA